Cornus florida is the source of this 3241-nucleotide messenger RNA. RefSeq names its product disease resistance protein SUMM2-like. Lineage: Eukaryota; Viridiplantae; Streptophyta; Magnoliopsida; Cornales; Cornaceae. The record is from RefSeq and is a predicted model, not a curated record. The transcript has 2 exons. Gene Ontology annotation, molecular function: ATP hydrolysis activity; ADP binding; protein binding. The coding region runs from base 152 to 2956 and encodes 934 amino acids.
AACUUUUUCUACAUGACCAAAAGAAUUAAUAUAUGCAUGCAAAUUAUACUACAUUUGCUUCUCUACCUAUCUUUUCUUUUCUUCCCAGUGUUUCUCCCAUUUCCUGAAGUACUCUUGUAAUUUUUGUAUUCAGGCUGUUCUGUUCAGAUCAAUGGACUGUGUGAGCCCAAUCUUGGAUGCUACGUCCCGAUUUUGUAGUUGCAUCAGGGACUCUACAUACUAUAUUCGCAAUCUCCAUGAUAAUCUUAACUCUUUGACAACUGAAAUUGGAACAUUGAAAAGGCAAAGAGAUGAUGUGAAGAGACAAGUUGAAGCUGCCGAGAGGCUACCGAUGCAACAACGCAACCAGCAAGUCAUUGGCUGGCUUCAAAGAGUAGAACAACUGGAGAGGGAAGUGGAAGAGCUUCUCCAACAGGGUGAUGAACAGAUCCAGCAUAAGUGUCUCAAAAUAUGUCCCAGAAAUUGCUGGUCUACCCAUAAGCUCGGAAAGAGAGUAUCCGACAAGUUACAGACUCUCUCUAAUAUGAAGAGUGAAGGUAAUUUCAGUACUGUGGCUGUACCGAUGGCCGCGGAACACGCCGAAGAAACUCCUCUUGAUAGGACUGUGGGCUUGGAUGCAAAUUUUCACAAGCUCUUGAGUCUCCUUAGAGAUGAUGGAACUGGAAUCAUCGGAAUCUACGGGAUGGGGGGCGUCGGAAAGACGACCCUCUUGAAGAUGAUCAACAACGAGCUUGCAAGUCAAUUGCGUAGUGAGUUCGAUGAAGUUAUAUGGGUUACGGUGUCCAAAGAUCUAAGUAGUGUGGAAAGCAUUCAAGAUAAAAUUGGCAAGAAACUACGAUUUUCAGAUGACAUGUGGAGGGGUAAAAGCCAAGAGGAAAAGAAGGCAGAUAUCUUCAAAGUCUUAAAGAGGAAGAGAUUUGUGCUACUGUUGGAUGACAUAUGGAAACGAAUUGAUCUUCUUGAAGUGGGAGUUCCAAUUCCAGACAAUCAAAAUAAGGCCAAGAUAAUAUUCACCACCCGAUCUGAGGAUGUGUGCGGUCUUAUGCAAGCUAAGAAGAAGAUAAAGGCGGAAUGCUUGGCAUGGGAGGAAGCUUGGGAUUUGUUUAAAGAAAAGGUGGGAGAAGAGAUGAUCAAUUCUGACUCUGAAAUAGCAAGGCUGGCAAAAGAAGUUUGCAAAGAAUGUGCGGGUUUGCCACUUGCGCUUAGUACGAUUGGACGAGCCAUGGCUAGCAAGAGAACCCCCCAAGAAUGGGAUUAUGCAGUAAGUGUGUUGAAGAAAUCUAUAUUCAAAUUUUCAGACAUGGGAGACCAGGUGUUUCCUCUUUUGAAGUUCAGUUACGAUUACUUAUGUGAUGAAACGAUUAAGACUUGUUUCUUGUAUUUUGCUUUGUUCCCGGAAGAUGAUGAUAUUGCAGUUUCCCAUCUGAUAAAAUUAUGGAUAGGUGAGGGUUUUCUUGAUGCUGAAUGUGAUGAUAACAUUGAUGAUGCUUGUAAGUUGGCAUAUAAUAUUAUAUGUAGGUUGAAACUUGCAUGUUUGUUGGUGGAGAGCUCAAAUUACAAUCGUGUUCAUAUGCAUGACCUGAUUCGGGACAUGGCACUGUGGAUAGUUCGGGAGAAGGGGAUAGUUUGGGAGAGUGGGAGUGAAAAAGAGAAAUAUUUGGUGCAAGGAGAAAGUCCUAAAUGGGAGAAGGCUGAACGAGUACUUUUGUUCGAUAUUUCAAUUGAAAAAUUAUGCGGAAGUCCUAGAUGUCCCAAUCUUUUGACUCUAAUUCUUUAUUGUAAUUAUCCUUUGAUGACCAUUUCCAAUAGUUUUUUCCAAUUUAUGCCUACUCUCAAGGUGUUAGAUCUAUCAGGCAGUCCUAAACUAAGAAAGUUACCGACGAGCUUGUUGGGGUUGGUUUCAUUGGAAUAUCUUGAUCUCUCGUGGACCAAAAUAAGGGAAUUGCCAAUUGAGUUUAAGUCAUUGGUAAAGUUGAAGUAUUUAUAUUUGAAUCGUAUGAAUGAACUUGAUAUUAUCUCGCCGCAAGUCAUGUCAAGUCUUUUGAUGCUGCAAAGGUUGGAGAUGCGUGGCAGUGGCAGUGGCGGUGGCAGUGGCUGUCGUGGUUCAGAUUCAGAGGGAAAUAUUGAUGAAGGCAGCAGCGUCUUGUUUGGUGGUAAUGAAUUGUUAUUGGAUGAAUUGGAAUGCUUGAAUCACCUUCAAUAUUUAAGUUUGACGGUGAAAACAGAGCUUGCUCUCCAAAAAUUAUUAAGUUUGGAAAAGUUUGUAAGUUUAACGUUUGGUUUAAGCAUCCGUGGAGUCAAAAGAGCCUCAAUAUCGCUGCAAAUGUCUUCUUUACAGAAGAAGAUGGAGAAACUAGAAAGUCUUGAAAUUGUAAAUUGUGAAAUUUGUGAUGAUAUAGAGGAGUCGUCGAUGGAUGGGAUGAGGUGCGAGGAAAGAGAGAGAGGCGCAUUACCUCACAAAAACUAUCAUCAUCCGUUGCAGAAGAGUAUAAUAGAUGGAAGCAGAAGCUUUCAUAACCUUUGGGACGUUUACAUUGACGAGUGCAAGGUUUUGAAGGAUGUAACAUGGCUAAUUUGGGUGCCAAACCUUCAACGUUUAGAAAUUUGGUCCUGUGAUGCAAUUGAAGAAGUAAUAAAAGAUGAUAUUAUUGGUAGGGAAAUAGGAAAAUUGAGUGUAUUCGCAAGGCUACGAACAUUGAGACUGCUUUAUCUACCAGAGUUAAAGAGCAUCUACACUCAUGCAUUGCCCUUCCCUUCUCUGACCUACUUUGAAGUGGCUAAAUGUCCGAAGCUUAAGAAAUUUCCAUUGAACUGCAAUAGUAGUGGGAAAGACAGUCAACUCGAAAUUUUAUGUGCAGAUGAGUGGCGGGAUAAUUUAGAAUGGGAAAAUGAAGAAACUCGCUCUGCUUUCUGGCCUCUUUUCAUAUGGCAACAAGAAGAUAGAAGAAGAAGUUGAUGUCUCCUGAUUUUGAGGAAGAGUGUGGUCUCUUAUUUCACAGAAAGAAGUUUCGACUUGCGAGGCUAGAGGAAGUGGAGCUGUUGCUGAGUCUUAUCGAUGUCAAAGUUAUGUCAAGGGUUUUAAGAAUGAAGUAUUGGUAAAGUAGCAACUGUGUCCUAUAAAUCUAGUUCAACAAAAUUGUUGUUAGUUUGUGGUAUGUGUGCCUUUUGCGUUGUAUUUGUUCCGAACUUAUGUUGCAUUGACUUGUGGUUUAUAUAUGUCAGAAGUGAGAUCUUUCUCUUA